Molecule: messenger RNA, 1404 nt
Organism: Gigantopelta aegis
Lineage: Eukaryota; Metazoa; Mollusca; Gastropoda; Neomphalida; Peltospiridae
Exons: 5
Coding region: 81-1199 (372 amino acids)
Source: RefSeq, a predicted model, not a curated record
UACCAUAUAUUGUGCAAUAAGGACACACGUUUCGAAAUGAUGUGAGGAAAAUACUUGACAAAACAACAUCUCAGUAUGGUAUGAGUAUGGCGUGGAUAUCAACAACAGCAACAACAACAACAACAACGGCAGCAGCACUAGUGUUAUCUGCCAUUACUACACUGAUAUCGGCAGAAACAACGCUCGGAAUAAAGGCGACAACGACGACGACGACAACGACGACGACACAACCUGGGUGUGGAGGUUACGUACGAGUAUACUAUUCCACGUUUGUUACGUCGUUCUACGGCCGCAAUACUCUGACGUCGCCGGGCUACAACGAACCAGGGUACUACGGAAAUAACCUGCACUGUACCUGGCACCUACGAGCACCUAUCGACAGCGUGGUUAUGAUCCAAGCGCUGAAUGUGUCCAUGGGUCCCUGCCGAUAUGACAAUGUUACGAUAAUCGACGGGAAGUCCGCGGAGAAUCCUGUGAUGGGCACGUGGUGCACGACGCCAUUUCGAUACUACACGAGCAGCACACGGCACAUGUUGGUUGUGUUGAGAACGACGGUUAACGAACGACGGCACCGCGGGUUCGUAAUAAGAGCUAAGUAUCUUGAUCUGCACCAUCGCGUCAUCGUACCAGGAUCAUCGUCCCACAACGUCCUCGUCAUAGCUACGGUGGCCGUCCUAGCUUUCUGGUGCUUCGUUGUCCUCUGCUGUCACCUCAAAUUUAACCGCACCAAACAACCACGUUUAGAACCUCGCGCGACCACAUCAUCCACCAACAGCAACUACGCCGGCAACACGCCAACGACAACAGCAGGUAGGUCAGCCGCAGCGGCUACGCCAGCCACAGCAACUGAAGUAGCCACGCCAGCCUUAAUGUUACAGCCGCCCGCCUACGAAGACAUCAUUGAGAAUCGCCCUCCUGAUUAUAGAGAGGCAACAAAAUUAUAUUCAAGAUCUGGUGCAACCACAUCAUCCGCCAACGACGACGACGUCAUUACACCAACGACAACAACAGUUAGGUCGGCCACAAUGGCCACGUCAGCCACAGUAGCCAAGUCAGCCUUAAUAUCACAGCCUCCCGCCUACGAAGACUUAGUUAAGACUCGGCCUGUACAGACGUUUUCCAAAGAGGACGAACCGCCCCCUGGUUAUAGGGUGGCAAUAGAGUUAUAUUCCAUGUGCACCGUGCACAACCCACCAUGACUGUAUGUUGUACGCUUUGAAUCCCUCACAUGACAGGGAGCACCACCGUUAUAGGCUUACGGGCUCCCAUUAUUGUAAGGAGGGGGGAUGCUGGGUUUUGCUCGAAUUAAGCGAACAUGCCAUAAUCUGGAUAAUAACAGUUUUUUUCAAAUUAACAUUACUGCAAAAUAGCUAUAUAUAGUAUAUAUAAUAUAAUAUAAUAUAA